AUGUCGGCAGAUAGACAUAUUCUUUACAAAAUUCAAAAUAAAAUCCUUAAGGAAAUCAUUGAGAUUUCUGGAAAACUAAAGACGGAGAAGUUCAGAAAGGCUACAUUGGAAAGUACGUCCAAGUCGCUAGAGAAUAAAAUGGAGGAAGCAAAGCUAAAUAAUUAUAAAUUAGAGCAACUUGGGCCGAAUAGCGAUGUCUACUUCAAGGACAACAUCUGGGAGAGAAUUGAGAGUUCCUAUGAAAAAUGCAAGGAACACAUGCAACAAAUUAGAGAGGAGCCCGAAAAUGAGGAAACCGGAAGCGAAAAAGUGGAGCUUGCGCUACUGACAAAUCCUACAACGACAACUGAGCACGAAAAGGGUGCAAGGAAAAAAGAGAACCAAGGAGCAGUAAUGGAACAAUUUCGGGCAUUACAGGAAAACAUGCUACUUCAAUUUCAAACACAGCAGGAGCAACUGAAGAGACAGCAGGAGAUAUUUCAAAAGAAAAUGGAGCAGAUGCUACAAGAGCAAUUAUAUGAGAAGAAGAGAGAAGUCACCCAGCAAGUAGAAGAGCGAGCAGCGUUGAAGGAAUUGACCAUAGCCACCCCACAUACCAAUAGUGAGAGAAAAAAUGCAGUGCUGUCUCAAUUCCGCAGAAGGAUCAUGAAGUUUUCCGAUGCCAUGGAAGCAGAUAUUUCUGGGGUCUCCAUAUAUGCUCUAGAAAAUAUGAAGUCUAUGUGGGAAAAACAAUUCGACGACAUCAAGCGGCUUCAUUUGGAAUUAACCACAGAACAUGGAAUGGAAGAAGUGGAUGAAGAACUGGAAGACAUAGAAGAAAAAAUGAACACAAAAAUACAAAAUAUAAUUGUAAAGAUGAGUGGCUUGAAAGAAGAAUCACAGACUGUGGAAUUAAAAAGGAUAGAGAUUCCAUGCUUCAAUGGAAAUGUGGAGGAUUGGAAUUCCUUUCAUGACCUGUUUAAGAAAAUGGUAGAUGGAAACUCUCAAUUAUCCGAAGUUCAAAAACUGUACUACCUAAAAACGAAUUUAAGAGGAGAUGCCUUCCGUUUAAUUCAGCAUCUGCAAGUCACAGACGCAAAUUAUAAAGCAGCAUGGGAAUUGCUGGAGAAGAGAUAUAAUAAUAAAAGAAUUUUGUUCACGAAACUAGUGGACAAGAUUCUGGAUCACCCAAGUAUAAACAGCCAAGUGGCGGUGGGUCUAAGAAAAUUGCUAGACAGCGUGAAUGAGAGUAUUCAUGCUUUAAAAGCAAUGGAUAUUCCUUUAGACCAUGCGGAUCCAAUUUUAGCCCGAAUUAUCAUACGUAAACUCGAUAAGGAGGGGCUUAUUCAGUAUGAGCAAAAUGUAAAAAAAUCUAAAGAGAUUCAAAGACUGGCAGAUGUGUUGGACUUUCUGGAACAGCAGUAUCAAGCACUGGAGGCUUCAACAAGCAGAAAACAAUUCGUACCAGGACUAUUUAAGCCGCAGGAUAGAUCUGGAAUGGCGGAAAAGAAGCAAUGCCGAUUCUGCAAGUUUAAUGGGCAUGAUAUUGUUGCUUGUAGGAAAUUUGCGGCACAGUCAUCGAACGAGAGAUAUAGUUGGGUAAAGACAGCGCAGUUAUGCCUCAAAUGUCUCAAACACGGGAAAGAUAAGCGGUGUUUGAGUGAUAGCAAAUGUCAGAAGUGCGGAUUGAGUCAUAACACACUAAUCCAUUUGGAGAGAAUCAGCAACACGAAGGCAAUGACAACAAACUCAGCAACAAAUGUUCUUCUGGCUACCGCCCAAGUUCGUGUAAAGUCUUUACAUGGAGAAUACGUAACAUUAAGGGCUUUAAUUGACCAAGGAUCCCAAAUAACAUCGGUAUCGGAAGACGCAGCGCAGCUACUACAACUACCAAAGACGAAGACGGAGGUGAAACUACGAGGUCUCGGAGAAACCAUGGUGGGAAUGGCAAAAUCUAAAGUACUAAUGGAAAUAAGACCUAGAUUUGUCAGCAACACUAAAAUCAAAGUGGAAGCACUAGUCCUGCCGAAACUAGCAUCAGCUCAUCCAGAUAAUAGCUUCCAAUACAAUAUUGGAAGAUGGAAGAACAUUAAUCUGGCCGAUCCAAACUUCAACAAAUCUGAAAGAAUCGAUAUGGUAAUUGGGGCCGACCUUUUCCCACAAAUAUUGGAGGGAGGAGUUCGUCAUGAUGAAGCGAUUGUGGCACAAAACACGAAGUUUGGCUGGAUCCUGUCUGGAAAAAUACUAAUGAGGCCUGGAAAAGGUAGCGGAAGGUAUGUUGCUACCACAACUAUUGAGCGAUUUUGGGAAAUUGAGGAGAUAGAAGACGAAGAAACGAUCAUGGAAGAUGAUUAUUGCUUAAAACUCUAUGAAGAAACAACACGAGUAGACCAAUCAGGAAGAUUCGUCGUCAGGUUACCGUUUGCUGAAGACAAGGUAUUGGGAGAAUCACAUAAAAGAGCAAUGGCAAGAUUUUUAAAUAUGGAGAAAAGACUGGAAGAAUGUACGGAGUUGAGAGAAGAAUAUGUAAGGACGAUAGAUGAGCUAAUAUCAAUGGGGCACAUGGUGAAGGUAGAGACGAAAAAACUAGCGAAGUAUUAUAUGCCCCAUCAAGCGGUUGUCCGAGAAACCAGUCUUACCACUAAAGUAAGGGUUGUGUUCGAUGCGUCAUCAAAAACAUCGAAUGGAAAGUCGCUGAACGAUAUCCUUCAUACAGGUCCCAAACUACAAAAGGACAUAUUCGACAUCAUUACUAAGUGGAGAUCGUGGAGAUUCGUCAUAUCAGCCGAUGUGGAAAAAAUGUUCCGACAAAUUAAAGUAGAAGAGGAAGACCAGGAAUAUCAGUAUGUACUCUGGAGAAAUAGUAGGUCCGAGCCGGUGCAACAAUAUAAGCUCACUACGGUCACAUAUGGCACGGCGUCAGCACCGUUUCUGGCCAUAAGGACGCUUAUAGAAAUUGGUAAGAGAUGUACAAAUCAGGGCAUUGGCAAUAGAAUAAAGGACGAUUUCUAUAUGGACGAUUUGCUAACAGGAGCAAAUUCAAAGGAAGAGUGCCGGGAUGUUCAAAAACUAAUAUCGAAAGAGCUAGAAACUUACGGUUUACAUUUAAGAAAAUGGAUCGCAAAUGCCCCUGAAGUUUUGUGUGCCGUAAGCAGAAGAGAAGAAAAUGAAGUACUACAGAUACGAGAAGAUGAGUGUCUGAAAACAUUAGGGUUACAGUGGAACCCAACCAUGGAUUGCUUCACAUUCAACAUGCAAAUAGGCGGUGAAGAUAGAGUAACUAAGAGAUUGGCGUUGUCGAGUCUGGCAAAGAUUUUUGAUCCAUUGGGUUGGCUGACCCCAGUAACGGUAACUGCCAAGCUAUUCAUUCAAUAUUUAUGGAGGCAACAAAUAGAAUGGGACGUACCAUUGGAGGAAAAAUUGAGCGCUGAUUGGAAGAGAUUUGCGCAAAGUCUUCACUCGCUGAAAAGUUUGCAGAUACCAAGAUGGUUUCAAAUAACACCAUCUAGUGGAGCAGAGCUGCAUGGAUUUGCUGACGCGUCCGAAAAGGCAUACGCAGCAGUAGUGUAUCUGAAGGUUGAGUCUAAGAUAAUAAUAGUGGCCGCAAAAAGCAAGGUUCAACUCUUCGACUUUGAUGUUAUGCCGUCUUUUAUGUCUCAUUUUACACCACCAUAA
This is a messenger RNA of Stomoxys calcitrans (stable fly), 3654 nucleotides long. RefSeq lists its product as uncharacterized. The transcript is spliced from 2 exons. The record is from RefSeq and is a predicted model, not a curated record. NCBI's taxonomy places the organism in Eukaryota, Metazoa, Arthropoda, Insecta, Diptera, Muscidae. Bases 1 to 3654 code for a protein of 1217 amino acids.